AUGUUACAACUAGUUACGGCAACUUGUUCAGAGCAGUUCUUGCAUGACACUGUGCUUUUUGAGCCCCCUGAAUCUGGCCUGCCAGCUGGAUUGUUGGCCUCACCAUCGUUGGUGCAGGAACUUUGUGUUUAUGUUGUCAGUUUACCAUCAGGGGUUACGGAGGUUAAAACUAUCUCUGCUACCGUUAACGUGCAGGUCUCUCAUGAGUUGCCUACGGUUGAAGAGCAGAUAAAGGCUACUGAUUUGUCUGUGUUGUCACUGGAGGAUCAAGAACGUGUUCAGGCUCUGCUCUGGCAGUACCAGUCGGUGUUUUCUGUACAUGAGGGGGAUUUGGGGUGUACUACCCUGUUGUCGCAUGAGAUCCCACUGAUGGAUGAUACCCCAGUUCGGCAGCGGUACCGUCGAAUACCCCCAUCGGAGUAUGAGGUGGUAAAGGCCCAUAUCAAUAUGUUGUUGGAGGCUAAGGUGAUACGCGAGAGUUGUAGCCCUUACGCAUCCCCUAUAGUUCUUGUCAAGAAAAAGGACGGUAGUCUGCGGAUGUGCGUAGACUACCGUCAGUUGAAUGCGAGAACUAGAAAGGAUGCGUUUCCUCUUCCUCGUAUUGAGGAGUCAUUAGAUUCACUGACAGGGGCCCGUUGGUUUUCCACCAUGGAUUUAGCUAGCGGAUACAAUCAGGUCCCUGUCAGUGAACAAGAUCGGCUUAAGACUGCAUUUUGUACGCCAUUCGGCUUAUUUGAAUGGAAUCGCAUGCCUUUUGGCCUUUGCAACGCACCUAGUACGUUUCAGCGUUUAAUGCAGCGUUUAUUCGGUGAUCAACAGUGUCAGUCAUUGUUACUGUAUCUGGAUGAUAUUGUAAUUUUUUCAUCUUCAGUCAAACAACAUCUGGAACGACUGGAGCUUGUUUUGAGUAGGUUGCAGUGCGAAGGUCUUAAGGCAAAGUUAGAGAAAUGCGCUUUCUUUCGUUCGGAAGUCACAUAUUUGGGUCAUGUGAUUUCAGCCGAUGGUGUUUCCACCGACCCCAAGAAGAUUGAGGCUGUGGCCCAGUGGCCACAACCUACUAGUGUGUCAGAACUUCGCUCCUUCUUGGGCUUUGCGAGUUAUUACCGCCGUUUUGUGGAGGGGUUUGCUAAAUUGGCAGCCCCUCUACAUCGGCUGGUUGCAGAGUUUGGUGGCACAAAGUCUCGGAAGAGAGCAGAGCCAGGUUUUGCAAGUGGCUGGACUACCCACUGUCAGAGAAGUUUUGAGAGUUUGAAGGGUAAGCUCAUUUCUGCUCCGGUGCUCUGUUAUGCAGAUUUUUCCCUCCCUUUUAUUUUGGAGGUGGACGCUAGCCUGGGUGGGUUAGGUGCAGUCCUUUCCCAGGAGCAGGGUGGCAAAGUAAGACCUGUGGCAUAUGCAAGCCGUGGCCUAAGACCCACAGAACGUAAUAUGUCAAACUAUAGUUCUAUGAAACUAGAGUUUCUGGCAUUAAAGUGGGCCAUGGCUGAGAAAUUUAGAGAAUAUCUAUUAGGCCAUAAAUGUGUGGUGUAUACUGAUAACAAUCCUCUCAGCCAUCUGACCUCAGCUAAAUUGGGGGCUACAGAGCAGCGCUGGGCAUCACAGCUUGCUUGUUUUGAUUUUGAAGUUAAGUAUCGGCCUGGGAGGUGUAAUAAGAAUGCAGACGCCUUGUCUCGUCAGAAUCCACCCGUACUGGAAGUGGCAGGUAGCCUGUUCCCAGGUACAGGGGUUCCCGCUUCGGUACGUCAGGCUGUCGCUGUACCAUUGGCUCCUGUUGCUUGUCAGGCCAUGGUGACUGCCUUACCGGGUCAUUCACUUGAUCAUAUCGGGGGCUUACAAGAGGCUGACCCAGUAAUCGGUGAGAUUCUGGGGUUUUGGAGAAAGCAAGAGUUCCCUGGGCCUCUUGAGCGGCGGCAGCUUUCACAGGCUGCUCUAAUUCUUCUUCGGCAGUGGGACCGCCUGGUGGAAAAGCAGGGAGUGAUUUAUCGUCGAAUUUUUCGUCCUGAUGGUGGGGAUGAGAUUUUGCAAGUAGUUCUACCUUCUGUACUGCAGCGUGACGUGUUGCAAGGGUUGCAUCAAGAACACGGGCACCAGGGCAUUGAACGCACUACUGAGUUAGUGCGUCAGCGGUGUUAUUGGCCUGGUAUGACAGCCAAGGUGGCACGAUGGGUUCAGGAGUGUGAACGAUGUCAAGUGGCCAAAGACACUGAACCGGCUGCCCGUAGUUUUAUGGGACAUUUGCUAGCGUCCCGGCCAAAUGAAAUCUUGGCCAUCGAUUUCACGUUGCUUGAAGCCUCUCGUUCAGGCUUGGAGAAUGUUCUUGUAAUGACGGAUGUGUUUACGAAGUUCACUCUUGCUGUCCCUACUAGGGAUCAACGGGCCGAGACUGUAGCACAAGUGCUGGUGUGUGAAUGGUUCUAUAAGUUUGGGGUACCUGUACGAAUUCAUUCUGACCAGGGCCGAAACUUUGAGUCCCUUCUGAUCCAGCAAUUGUGUAAGCUUUAUGGGGUUGAGAAGUCUCGCACUACACCAUACCACCCAGCUGGUAAUGGUCAGUGUGAGCGCUUCAAUAGAACAUUGCAUAACUUAUUGCGCACCUUACCAGUUUCAAGGAAAAGAGACUGGGUGUCAUGCCUCCCUCAGGUGCUCUUUUCAUAUAAUACCACUCCACACCAGGCCACAGGUGAGUCCCCACACUUCCUUAUGUUUGGUCAGGAGCCGCGGCUCCCCAUCGAUUUCCUGUUGGGCAGAGUGUCUGAGCCAGUGGCAGGUGAGGUGCAUGAGUGGAUUAUGGAGCACCAGACACGGUUACAAGUAGCCUUUGAUGGGGCAAGAGAUCGUUUAAAGGUAGCCGCUGAUCGUCGGAAAACAUCUUUUGAUCUGCGGGUCCAUGACGCACCACUUGAGCAAGGGCAGCUGGUUUAUCUCCGGGAAUGUGGAAGGCAGGGCCGACACAAGAUUCAGGACUUGUGGAGCUCUGUGGUGUAUAGGGUGAUAGAAGCGCCUAGGGUAGGUGGCUCGGUUUAUACUAUUGCACCGGUGGAUGACGGGGGUAAGAUCAAGCGGGUUCACCGGUCAUUGUUAAAAGUUCAGGUUCAAGGGAGCCCUGUUCAAAUACCCCGUGUCGCUCAUGUGGUUGAACCAGAACAGAGUUUACAGGAUAGUUUGGAUGAGGUGGACUUGUGGGUAGCCUUGCCAGAGUCAUCUCAGGCAACUUGCGUUCCUGUCCCUUUUGAAGGGUCAGUUGUGUGUGAGGGAGCUGUGGCUAUAAAUGGGCCAGGUCCUCCUUGCGAGGUGGAAAUAAGUCAAGGUUCAUCACUAGACUUGUCAGUUCUGAGUCAGCCGCGAGAGGCUGAGGUUUUGCCUCGUAAGUCAAGGAGGCCAACAGCUGGCCAACAUUCAAAUGUUCAUCAUUUGCCCAGAGCAGUUGGAGAAGCUGCAGAAUGCAUUAGGGUGCCCUCUGGUGCAAUGUCUAGUGCAGUUUUAGCUGUUUUUAGGCCAUGGGAUUGUGUUGCAGAGGCUCCCGCCACCGUGUCCCAACCCGUGAGUGCUGGUGCCACCUCAGCUGAGAGGUUUGUGUUUGUACCUCGUGAUCGGCGAUGUCCAAAAUUUAACGGCCGGGCUGGCAUCAGCAUUGACGAAUGGGUUGAGGAAGUUCAGGCGUGUAUGCAGGAACUUUGUGUUUAUGUUGUCAGUUUACCAUCAGGGGUUACGGAGGUUAAAACUAUCUCUGCUACCGUUAACGUGCAGGUCUCUCAUGAGUUGCCUACGGUUGAAGAGCAGAUAAAGGCUACUGAUUUGUCUGUGUUGUCACUGGAGGAUCAAGAACGUGUUCAGGCUCUGCUCUGGCAGUACCAGUCGGUGUUUUCUGUACAUGAGGGGGAUUUGGGGUGUACUACCCUGUUGUCGCAUGAGAUCCCACUGAUGGAUGAUACCCCAGUUCGGCAGCGGUACCGUCGAAUACCCCCAUCGGAGUAUGAGGUGGUAAAGGCCCAUAUCAAUAUGUUGUUGGAGGCUAAGGUGAUACGCGAGAGUUGUAGCCCUUACGCAUCCCCUAUAGUUCUUGUCAAGAAAAAGGACGGUAGUCUGCGGAUGUGCGUAGACUACCGUCAGUUGAAUGCGAGAACUAGAAAGGAUGCGUUUCCUCUUCCUCGUAUUGAGGAGUCAUUAGAUUCACUGACAGGGGCCCGUUGGUUUUCCACCAUGGAUUUAGCUAGCGGAUACAAUCAGGUCCCUGUCAGUGAACAAGAUCGGCUUAAGACUGCAUUUUGUACGCCAUUCGGCUUAUUUGAAUGGAAUCGCAUGCCUUUUGGCCUUUGCAACGCACCUAGUACGUUUCAGCGUUUAAUGCAGCGUUUAUUCGGUGAUCAACAGUGUCAGUCAUUGUUACUGUAUCUGGAUGAUAUUGUAAUUUUUUCAUCUUCAGUCAAACAACAUCUGGAACGACUGGAGCUUGUUUUGAGUAGGUUGCAGUGCGAAGGUCUUAAGGCAAAGUUAGAGAAAUGCGCUUUCUUUCGUUCGGAAGUCACAUAUUUGGGUCAUGUGAUUUCAGCCGAUGGUGUUUCCACCGACCCCAAGAAGAUUGAGGCUGUGGCCCAGUGGCCACAACCUACUAGUGUGUCAGAACUUCGCUCCUUCUUGGGCUUUGCGAGUUAUUACCGCCGUUUUGUGGAGGGGUUUGCUAAAUUGGCAGCCCCUCUACAUCGGCUGGUUGCAGAGUUUGGUGGCACAAAGUCUCGGAAGAGAGCAGAGCCAGGUUUUGCAAGUGGCUGGACUACCCACUGUCAGAGAAGUUUUGAGAGUUUGAAGGGUAAGCUCAUUUCUGCUCCGGUGCUCUGUUAUGCAGAUUUUUCCCUCCCUUUUAUUUUGGAGGUGGACGCUAGCCUGGGUGGGUUAGGUGCAGUCCUUUCCCAGGAGCAGGGUGGCAAAGUAAGACCUGUGGCAUAUGCAAGCCGUGGCCUAAGACCCACAGAACGUAAUAUGUCAAACUAUAGUUCUAUGAAACUAGAGUUUCUGGCAUUAAAGUGGGCCAUGGCUGAGAAAUUUAGAGAAUAUCUAUUAGGCCAUAAAUGUGUGGUGUAUACUGAUAACAAUCCUCUCAGCCAUCUGACCUCAGCUAAAUUGGGGGCUACAGAGCAGCGCUGGGCAUCACAGCUUGCUUGUUUUGAUUUUGAAGUUAAGUAUCGGCCUGGGAGGUGUAAUAAGAAUGCAGACGCCUUGUCUCGUCAGAAUCCACCCGUACUGGAAGUGGCAGGUAGCCUGUUCCCAGGUACAGGGGUUCCCGCUUCGGUACGUCAGGCUGUCGCUGUACCAUUGGCUCCUGUUGCUUGUCAGGCCAUGGUGACUGCCUUACCGGGUCAUUCACUUGAUCAUAUCGGGGGCUUACAAGAGGCUGACCCAGUAAUCGGUGAGAUUCUGGGGUUUUGGAGAAAGCAAGAGUUCCCUGGGCCUCUUGAGCGGCGGCAGCUUUCACAGGCUGCUCUAAUUCUUCUUCGGCAGUGGGACCGCCUGGUGGAAAAGCAGGGAGUGAUUUAUCGUCGAAUUUUUCGUCCUGAUGGUGGGGAUGAGAUUUUGCAAGUAGUUCUACCUUCUGUACUGCAGCGUGACGUGUUGCAAGGGUUGCAUCAAGAACACGGGCACCAGGGCAUUGAACGCACUACUGAGUUAGUGCGUCAGCGGUGUUAUUGGCCUGGUAUGACAGCCAAGGUGGCACGAUGGGUUCAGGAGUGUGAACGAUGUCAAGUGGCCAAAGACACUGAACCGGCUGCCCGUAGUUUUAUGGGACAUUUGCUAGCGUCCCGGCCAAAUGAAAUCUUGGCCAUCGAUUUCACGUUGCUUGAAGCCUCUCGUUCAGGCUUGGAGAAUGUUCUUGUAAUGACGGAUGUGUUUACGAAGUUCACUCUUGCUGUCCCUACUAGGGAUCAACGGGCCGAGACUGUAGCACAAGUGCUGGUGUGUGAAUGGUUCUAUAAGUUUGGGGUACCUGUACGAAUUCAUUCUGACCAGGGCCGAAACUUUGAGUCCCUUCUGAUCCAGCAAUUGUGUAAGCUUUAUGGGGUUGAGAAGUCUCGCACUACACCAUACCACCCAGCUGGUAAUGGUCAGUGUGAGCGCUUCAAUAGAACAUUGCAUAACUUAUUGCGCACCUUACCAGUUUCAAGGAAAAGAGACUGGGUGUCAUGCCUCCCUCAGGUGCUCUUUUCAUAUAAUACCACUCCACACCAGGCCACAGGUGAGUCCCCACACUUCCUUAUGUUUGGUCAGGAGCCGCGGCUCCCCAUCGAUUUCCUGUUGGGCAGAGUGUCUGAGCCAGUGGCAGGUGAGGUGCAUGAGUGGAUUAUGGAGCACCAGACACGGUUACAAGUAGCCUUUGAUGGGGCAAGAGAUCGUUUAAAGGUAGCCGCUGAUCGUCGGAAAACAUCUUUUGAUCUGCGGGUCCAUGACGCACCACUUGAGCAAGGGCAGCUGGUUUAUCUCCGGGAAUGUGGAAGGCAGGGCCGACACAAGAUUCAGGACUUGUGGAGCUCUGUGGUGUAUAGGGUGAUAGAAGCGCCUAGGGUAGGUGGCUCGGUUUAUACUAUUGCACCGGUGGAUGACGGGGGUAAGAUCAAGCGGGUUCACCGGUCAUUGUUAAAAGUUCAGGUUCAAGGGAGCCCUGUUCAAAUACCCCGUGUCGCUCAUGUGGUUGAACCAGAACAGAGUUUACAGGAUAGUUUGGAUGAGGUGGACUUGUGGGUAGCCUUGCCAGAGUCAUCUCAGGCAACUUGCGUUCCUGUCCCUUUUGAAGGGUCAGUUGUGUGUGAGGGAGCUGUGGCUAUAAAUGGGCCAGGUCCUCCUUGCGAGGUGGAAAUAAGUCAAGGUUCAUCACUAGACUUGUCAGUUCUGAGUCAGCCGCGAGAGGCUGAGGUUUUGCCUCGUAAGUCAAGGAGGCCAACAGCUGGCCAACAUUCAAAUGUUCAUCAUUUGCCCAGAGCAGUUGGAGAAGCUGCAGAAUGCAUUAGGGUGCCCUCUGGUGCAAUGUCUAGUGCAGUUUUAGCUGUUUUUAGGCCAUGGGAUUGACUCCAGGUUUGGGAUUUAUCGUCGGGGCGACGAUUUAUAAUGUGGGGGUGGAAUGUAGCAGGGUGAAGUGUUACCGGUGUUGAUUAUUGGCUAGUGUCAUGUGAAAACGUUGAGCCUAUCAGCAGUCUGCUGUCACGAUAUAAAAAGAGGACGUUUUUGUCACUUGGGAUGCGUUGUCACCCGUACCGCCCCUUUACGGAAGUUGGCACUUAUGAAUGGGAGAGUAUCUGGAGUGCCGCCUCUGCGUUCUGCUGCUGUGUAGGCUGCCCCUGGCUUUGAGCUCGUCAAUGAACAAACUACUGCAUGUUAUCGUUAGCGACUGUGCAUAGUACCGUGUUAUGAACAUCUUCCGGUAUGUAUGAGGGCUAUUUGUAUGGUUUGCCUCUUUCUUUUUGUUGUUUUAUUAGUAAUUGUUCUGUUUCAUGUUCGACAGAUUGAGUGACAGGAUCAAGGGUUUCACCUUUAUAUUAUGAGACAAGAUGCGCGUCUAUUGAUGUAACGCACUGCUGCCUUGCCUGGGCUGAUUCCGGUCGUCUUUUUGUUGGAGUGAACUUUUUUUCUUUUUUUGGCGAGCCUGGACGAUUCCUCGCCAAAGAGUGAAAGUAAAAGCGUGGCUGUUUCUCGUUUGCCCUGUGAGUGUGCGGGCGAUCGUGGCCUCACUUAUUUUUGUGAACUGACUGUGUACUUUUUUUGUUCUCUUUUUAUUUUACUUUUUUUUUAUUUCUGUCCUAAGGAAGGUGUAUAGAGGAGGGGUUAGCCGCUGUUUAACGGGGUUCACGUUGAGUGUUGUGCUUAUUGUGUGACCUUACUUCACCAGAGUGUGUGUGUGGGUAUUAAGCGUGUUGUGUGUGUGUGUGUGUGUGUGUGAAUUGAGGGUCACAGCAGGCCAUCUCCCUCCCUUAAGCUUUCUUGUGUAUUUGUAUUAUGUUGUAUCCAUUUUUUUUAUUUAUUGAAGUGUUGUAAAGUGUUUAUUUUUUUCUUUUGUUGACACGUGAAUAUUUAGCCCUUGAUGGUAAUGUAUUGAUGAUUUUAAAUUUUGUAUUGAAUAAAGCUGCUUCCUUUUUUUGUACUCCCAG
Messenger RNA from Carassius auratus (goldfish), 8129 nucleotides. RefSeq lists its product as uncharacterized. The record is from RefSeq and is a predicted model, not a curated record. The transcript has 4 exons. Gene Ontology annotation, molecular function: nucleic acid binding. Bases 1 to 7053 code for a protein of 2350 amino acids. NCBI's taxonomy places the organism in Eukaryota, Metazoa, Chordata, Actinopteri, Cypriniformes, Cyprinidae. Gene Ontology annotation, biological process: DNA integration.